Anoplophora glabripennis (Asian longhorned beetle) is the source of this 7323-nucleotide messenger RNA. RefSeq names its product fatty acid synthase-like. Gene Ontology annotation, biological process: fatty acid biosynthetic process. The record is from RefSeq and is a predicted model, not a curated record. Gene Ontology annotation, molecular function: oxidoreductase activity; fatty acid synthase activity; phosphopantetheine binding. The transcript has 30 exons. NCBI's taxonomy places the organism in Eukaryota, Metazoa, Arthropoda, Insecta, Coleoptera, Cerambycidae. Bases 156 to 7187 code for a protein of 2343 amino acids.
AUUAAAUUGUUAAUUAAAUACGGUGCUUUCAAAUAGUUUUACUUGUUGGAGUGUGGAUUUAAUUUUUCUUGCUUAAAGUGGUUAAAUAUUGUAUAUUUCGGUAGUUGUGGGUUUUAUAAUUACAUUGUUUCUUAUCCAUUUGUAACAGAAUAAAAAUGGAGGAGGAAAACAACUUUACGAAUAAAGAAGAAACUGGGACAAAUUAUGGCUUACUAGGGGGAAAGGCUAUGACAAAUAUUGUGCCAGGAGAGGAAAUCGUAAUAUCGGGUAUGUCCGGAACUUUUCCAAAUUCAGAUAACGUUCUUGAAUUUAAAGAAAAUUUGUUCAACAAAGUGAACAUGGUGUUGCCAAACAGGAGGUGGGAUAUAAUCCACCCGGAAAUACCCACAUGUUCGGGCACGAUUCCAAAUCUGGAGAAGUACGACCCUGGAUUUUUUGGGGUCCACGAAAGGCAGUCACAAUCACUGGACCCGAUGAUCGCACAGCUUCAUGAAAAAACGAUAGAGGCGAUCUUCGACGCCGGUCUCCAUCCCUCCGACCUACAAAACACAAGGACGGGUGUAUUCGUCGGCGUCUGCUUCAGCGAGAACGACAAGACGUGGUUUUUCGACAACAGGGGUCCAGAAACAUACGCGAUGACGGGAUCAGAAAGAUCCAUGGCAGCGCAUCGACUCAGUUACCUCCUAAAGAUAAAAGGGCCAUCCUAUACAUGCGACACCGCAUGCAGUAGUUCGCUUUAUGCGUUUGAACAAGCUUUUCGCGCCCUUCGGUUGGGAGAAAUUGACAAUGCAAUCGUUGCCGGGACGAACAUGUGCUGUCACCCCUUUGUAUCCCUGCAGUUUGCAAGAUUGGGAGUAUUAAGUAAGAACGGCUCCUGCAAAGCCUUCGACGCACAAGGUGACGGCUAUGCUAGGUCUGAAGCCGUGGGAGUAUUGCUUUUGCAGAGGGCCAAGGACGCCAAACGAAUAUACUGCGAAGUGAUUUACAUCAAGACUAACUGCGACGGAUAUAAGGAGCAAGGCAUAACUUUUCCCUCCAAAAACGCUCAGAGAGAUCUCUUGAAUGACUUCUAUGAUGAGUGCGGGGUGGAUAGAUACAGUCUCAGCUUCCUGGAGGCCCACGGGACAGGUACGUUUGUUGGCGACCCAGAAGAAUGUUCGGCUAUCGACGACGUUUUUACCAAAAAAAGAACAAAACAGUUGUUGAUCGGUUCCGUAAAGUCCAAUAUUGGUCAUUCUGAACCGGCUUCGGGAGUUUGUUCUAUAAUAAAGUGUAUUAUUGGCAUGGAAUCUGGCUUCAUCCCUCCUAAUAUCCAUUACAACAAACCAAGAUCUGAAAUAAAAGGCCUAGUGGAAGGACGGAUGGAAGUGGUUACGGAAAAGACACCCUUCAAAGAUGACCUGGGAUUAAUAGGUAUUAACAGCUUUGGGUUUGGUGGUGGUAACUGUCACCUUCUGCUGCGGUGGCAUCCCAAAACCAAAGUAAAGUUUAGUACUCCUAAAGAUGAGCUGCCUAGGUUGGUAUGCGUAAGUGGAAGAACAGAACAAGCCGUCAUUACUUUACUUGAUUCUGUAUUGUGUAAUAAUGUGCUAGAUGCUGGAUAUGUGAAAUUAUUGCAUACUGGUUUCAGAAAAAAUGUUGAAAAUCAUAUGUACAGAGGUUACACCUUGACAUCGAAUCUGGGUGAAACUGCAAGGUCGAUAAAAUUUGUUAAGGAAUUUCCUAAGAGUCCACGACCAUUUUAUUUUGCUUUUGAAGAAUUAAAUAAUUGGUACAAUGUCGGUUGUGACUUAAUGUCUCUUCCCAUGUUUUCUACAUCUAUUCAAAGGAUACAAAAAGUCCUUGUGAGCAAGCAGGUGAAUAUUUUUGAUAUCCUGCUCAAAAAAUCUCCAAAUAAAGACGUAGGUGAUUUGUUAGGAAGUGUUGUUGUUCAAAUUGGUGUAAUAGAUGUAUUAAAUUUGCUAGAAAUUAAGGCAACUGAUAAACUGGAAUGUUCGUUUGGGGAACUGCUCUCUGCUUAUUACGAAGAAUUGCUAUCACUGGAAGAGACGAUUGAUUAUGCUUUCUCCAUAAAUAAAGCCUUAAAUAACAUAAAUGAAAUAGUGGAAAAUAAUAAUAAUAAUAAACAGGAAAUCAAGGCAAUAAACGGCGACUAUAUCCCAAAUGGUAACACAACAAAUGACAACCAAGUUUCCAAUGUUAUCCAAAUUGGAAGUGAAACAACUUUAAAACACCUUAGAACCUUUUUAAAGAACAAAAAUUUAACCACAAUAAAAGAUGAUUUAUUAGUUAGAGUUUUGAAAGACUUGAAGUCGUCUAAAGGCAGCAAAGAUAAAAAAUGGUUAAAACAUGUUAUAAGUGCCAUAUUUAAUGUGUUUCAAAAUAUUGAUACACUAAGCCCAGACUCAAUUAUCUUAAAAAUGGGUGAUGGUCCAUCUUAUGAAUUAGAAGAAGAUCAGAUCAUCUCUCCAUUCUGCCAAGGAGCUAAAAAUUAUUUAGUGGAAUUCUUUAAAGGAAUUGGAAGCUUGUAUGAACUUGGUUAUAAUCCUCAAGUAAGUAAACUGUAUCCCUCUGUACAGUUUCCCGUGAGCAGAGGAACUCAGAUGGUCUCUCCCUUUAUAAAGUGGAAUCACCGCAAAACAAAAUGUAUUCCUGAGUAUAAUAUCGAGGUGGCCAGUCAGGCUACGCAUGGAGGCAGGUCAAUUAAAAUUCAAAUGGACGAUCACAAAUGGAGGUACAUUAAGGGUCAUGUUAUUGAUGGCAGAAAUUUAUUUCCCGCGAUGGGGUAUUUGUAUGUAGUAUGGGAAACAUUUUCAAUUAUGAACAAUGUACCAAUUAGUGUGAUGCAAGUGUGUUUUGAAAACUGCAAAUUCAUAAGAGCGACGACAUUGCCUAAGAAAGGUCACAUCACACUGUAUGUUAAUAUCAACAAAGGGAGCGGCAACUUUGAAGUUGUUGAAGGAGAUGCUCCAGUGGUGACUGGAAAAAUUUCAUUGUUGGGAACUAAGGCGGAUACUGAAGAUUUACGUCAGUACCAUUAUUCCUUCGUCACGCAAUCCUCAAACCUCAAACUCAAAACAAAGGAUGUUUACAAGGAGCUGAGACUACGAGGAUAUUCAUAUAAGGGAGAUUUUCGAGCAAUUGAGGAUUAUGAUAUCUCAACGUCGAACGCUCACAUAAAAUGGAACGAUAACUGGGUGACAUUCAUGGACAACAUGCUGCAAUUGAAGAUCCUGAAAUAUGACAGUAGGUUAUUGUACGUGCCAACGUACAUUUCUAAGUUAACUAUACUGGCUAAAGUCCAUUUGGAGAUGGUAAACACCGAAUUGAUGAAGGGACAGAAAUCUCCCAUUUUACCUGUCUUGAACGAUAUGGAAACUGGAACAAUAAGAUGCGGUGGAAUAAAUAUUUGGGGCUUAAUAGCGACCUCAAUUCCAAAAAGAAAAAUACUAGGCAUUCCAGUACUGGAGACCUACAAAUUUGUACCUAACUUCACAGUGCUGGAUUUACACCAGUCUAUAAGAGUGAACACCCAAAUAAUCUUAGAAAACGCCCUCUUGUAUAAAGUCAAGGCUGUGGAACUUAUCGACGAGUUUACCAGAAAAGACAUUGUUCCUUUAUCACCUAUCAUCAAGUCGGCCCUUGAGGACCAGCCCUUGAUCCAACCAUUCCUCAAGAUACUGAGCAAAACUCCAAUGGAGGAUAUAGAUAUUGAAGUAGAGGACAAGAAACUGACAAGCGAAACGGACUGUUUGCUCGUGAUAGCUUCGAAUAUACUGAACAGGCCUGACGUUUUAAAAGAGGCUUGUGCUGUGCUAACAGAGAGUGGAUUCAUUCUAACCAGGGAAUCCCACAAAUUUGACACCUCCAAAGAUGUGGGUCCAGAUAUUUCUGUUUUCACAGUACACCGAACGGUGGACGAGACCCUCUUUCUUCUCCGGAAGCUGUCCAAAACAAAAAAAUCUAAACACGUCAAUGUGAACUCCCUGGGGAACUUCUCUUGGUUACCGGAAGUGCAAAACUCUGUCAUCAAGGAGAAAAAUGAAGAUAUAGUCCUAUACGUGGAAAACGAACCCACCAGUGGAAUUUUGGGCCUGACCAAUUGUUUGAGAAGAGAGCCUCCCAGUAAGAACGUCAGGUGUGUGUUCAUGGUAGAUGAAGGGGAACCAUUUAGUCUGCAAUCCUCGUUCCAUUUAAGUCAGUUAAAGAAACAAAUGGCCAUAAAUGUCUACAAGGAAGGACAAUGGGGCACCUACAGACAUCUCCUGUUGGACAACCAGAGUAUAGUGGAGAGCGAGCACUGUUUUGUAAAUAUCAUGACAAGAGGGGACUUAACGAGUCUGAAGUGGAUAGAGGGGCCCCUCCGACACGACAUGAAGGACAAACCAGAGCAAAAACUGGUACACGUGUAUUACUGUGCGCUGAAUUUUAGAGAUGUCAUGACUACCACUGGGAAAAUCACCGUGGAUGUGGUGACGCAGAAUCGUUUGGCUCAAGAAUGCAUUCAAGGAUUCGAAUUUUCGGGCAGGGACAAAAAAGGAAAUCGUAUUAUGGGUAUGAUACCUUAUGGAGCACUAUCCUCUCUAAUAUUAGAUGAUCUUUAUAUGAUGUUUCCGAUUCCUGACUCUUGGAGUUUCGAAGAAGCAGCCACAGUUCCAGUAGUCUACGGCACUGUGAUUUAUGCCUUAAUCAUACGCGGACAAAUUAUGAAAGGUGACAGCAUCCUAAUUCAUUCCGGUACAGGAGGAAUUGGACAGGCUGCGAUAAGAAUUGCCCUGUAUUAUGGAUGCAAAGUGUUUACCACCGUUGGUACUAAAGAAAAACGUGACUUCCUUAAAAAAACUUUCCCACAACUCAAAGAUCACCACAUCGGCAAUUCUCACGAUGAAUCAUUUGAACAGUGGAUCUCCGUUGAAACAAACGGCCGUGGCGUGGACUUAGUAUUGAAUUCUUUAGCAGAGGAAAAACUGGUCGCAUCUAUUAGAUGUCUCACCAAAGGUGGCAGGUUUAUAGAAAUCGGCAAAUUUGACAUGGCUAACAACCACCAUCUUAACAUGUUGCUCUUCGAGAAAGAACUCAGUUUCCAGGGAGUGAUGUUGGAUCUACUGUUCAACAGUCCUCCGUAUGUACAGCAAAAAGCCUUGGAAACAUUCAGGGAGUGCCUCAGGUAUGGUGCCAUCAAACCACUCAACAGAACAGUAUUUAAAUGUGAUGAAGUAGAACAGGCCUUUAGGUUUAUGGCCACUGGCAAGCACAUGGGAAAAGUACUGAUUCAGCUUCGCAAGCCCGAGAAUGAAUUAGUCAAGCGACCUUCCGUUACGAAGUUCUCCGGACUUGCAAGAUAUUUCUGUGAUCCUGAUAAAGUUUACAUAGUUGCCGGUGGUUUGGGCGGUUUCGGUUUAGAACUAACCGACUGGUUGAUUCUUAGAGGAGCAAAAAGGGUGGUGUUAACCUCUAGGAAGGGAGUAUCCACUGGAUAUCAAAACUAUAGAAUAAACAUAUGGAAGUCGUACGGGGUCCUCAUAAAAAUAUCGACCGCUCCCAUAACAACAAGGAAAGGAUGCCGAGAGCUCCUAGAAGAAUCUUUCGAGUUAGGUCGUAUCGAUGCCAUCUUCAAUUUAGCUGUAGUCCUAGCUGACGGACUUUUUGAAAAUCAAACAGUGGAAAAUUUUGACACAUCUUUUGGGCCUAAAGCUAACGCCACCAAUUAUUUGGAUGAACUGACAAGAAAAUUAUGUCCCGACUUAAGCGAAUUUGUUGUAUUUUCUUCGGUAUCAUGUGGAAGAGGUAAUGCCGGACAAACUAACUACGGUAUGUCAAAUUCGGUUAUGGAAAGAAUUUGUGAAGCCAGAAGGGCAGCAGGUUAUCCUGCAUUAGCCAUCGAAUGGGGAGCAGUCGGAGAGGUUGGACUGGUUGCUGAAAUGCUUGAAGACGACACGGAAAUUGAGAUAAGUGGCACAUUGCAACAGCGAAUUUCAAACUGUCUCCAAGUGUUGGAUGUCUUACUUAGACAAAAAGAUGCUGCAAUCGUAUCCAGCAUAGUAGUAGCAGAAAAACGAGGAAUUAAUUCUGCGGAUAACAUAGUAGAUGCUGUUAUCAACAUUCUAGGUCUAAAUGAUUCCAAAUCAGUGAGUUUACACUCGACCCUGGCCGAACUCGGUAUGGAUUCGAUAACAGCCGUCGAAAUCAAACAAGUUUUAGAAAGGGAUUUCGAAGUGUUCCUGACCGCCAAAGAUAUCAGGACGAUGACUUUGGCUAAGUUGCGUGAGAUGCAAAAUGAGAAGUUAGGAGAACAAGAUGGUAAUGAAAAUGUAGCACAUUUUGGAAUUGAGAUGGUAAUCCGUACGAUAGGCAAUGAGAUGCAGAGUUCACUGCCUUAUGUGGAAAUGAUUUCCAAGAUUUCUCGAGAUUCUGAGGCUCCCACAGUGUUCCUAUUUCCAGGGAUAGACGGCGUCAUCGACGUCUACCAAGAUCUCACCAAGGAGUUGAAUGCUCAUGCGAUUGGUGUGCAACUAAACCUGGACGAUAAUCAGAGUACUAUUAAAGAAAUGGCUGAAUCCGUAAUGACGACAUUGGAUAAGUGUUUGUGCAGCAAUGAAUUUAUUUUAGUUGCUUAUUCAUUUGGAGCAAUAGUAGCAUUGGAAGUUGUCAGUAUUUUAGAGUCUCGUGGCUACCAUGCUACCAUAAUAAUUAUUGACGGAUCACCCUUACUUCAGAAACAGAUGUUGUUAAACUUAGAAAUAGAAACCGAUAGGAUCUUCGAAACAGCCGUCCUGUGUCAUCUUCUGUCUUUCUAUAUGACCAUCGAAGAAGUUGGAAAACAUAAGGAAAAAAUCUUUAAAUGUGAUACGUGGGACGAUAGGGUAGACUUGGGGAUUGAAAUAAUAAAACAUAAUACCACCCAUGAAGCAAACUAUCAAAGACUAGUCGCCAACAGAAUCUACACCAGGGCCAAAGCACUGAUGACUUACACUCCCUCGUAUACGAAGCUGAAAUCUAGGGUGAAACUACUCAAACCCAGCCAAGCCAUUGUGACCGGCCUUCCCGAGGAUUAUGGGUUAUCAGAGUAUUUUGAGACACCCAUAGAAGUGUUAACUGUGAAUGGCAAUCAUGUUACUAUUUUAGAAAAUGAAAUAGUAGCGGCAACGAUAAAUGAAUGUCUGCCUCCAAUUACCGAUGCUGCUUAAGUAAUUUGUUUAGUUUAGCAUUUAAAUUUAUUAAGUGUAUGUACAAAUUCGUUAAAUAUAGUACUUACGUUUGAAUAAUUUUUUAAAAUAUUUGUCAUUGUAUUAUACGUAAAAAUAAAUGGAAAGAGUCCAGUCA